Molecule: messenger RNA, 1460 nt
Organism: Cimex lectularius (bed bug)
Lineage: Eukaryota; Metazoa; Arthropoda; Insecta; Hemiptera; Cimicidae
Product: lysosomal aspartic protease-like
Exons: 9
Coding region: 60-1226 (388 amino acids)
Biological process (GO): proteolysis; cell death
Cellular component (GO): lysosome
Molecular function (GO): aspartic-type endopeptidase activity
Source: RefSeq, a predicted model, not a curated record
UGAUAAACUAUACACUGAUUCAUAUAGUCCCUUGUUAAACACAUACAUUAUUUAUCAUCAUGUUGUGCUUUGCACUUGUAUUUUUAACGUGUACGACAUGUUUUGCCCAUUCAAUAAAUGAUGGGGUAGUCAGUUUGUCACUGGAAAGGCAGGAUCCUAUCUUUAUUACCAUGUUAAAACAGGGCAUACACCCGAGGGUCAUCGAAACAUUUUUUUCAUCGAUAAAAAGCCAGGCGGGCAAUGGAACUGUACCGGCUAAACUUUACAAAUUAUUUGAUAAUGAAUAUUAUGGAAAACUGAAAAUAAGAAAAGAUUCAUUUAAUGUCGCGUACGAUACAGCUUGGGGAAACACAUGGGUGCCUUCAGUAAACUGUAGCUCUGCUAGCAUUACUUGCAAAUUUAGGAAUAAGUAUACAGGAAAAAAUGGCACCAACACAUUGCAAAGGUUUCGGUUUCCGAUUGAAAAUACAAUUUUAACUGGGACAGUUUGGAUAGAUAAUUUGUCUUUUGACAUGUCGACAGUCAAAAACCAAUCUUUCGGGGUUGUGGACAAAAUACCGUUUUUUCCUUUUAUUUACUCGAUAUGUGAUGGAGUCGUCGGACUUGCAUCGAACUCUGGAAUGUUUAAAUCCAAGUCUAUCGUGACCGCUAUGCUCGAACAGGGCCUGAUAAAAAAGCCUAUAUUCUCAAUUUACAUAAAUAGAGACCCAAACACACCAAAAGGAGGAAGUGUUAUGUUUGGUGGUAUUGAUAAAAAGCAUUACAAAGGAGAGUUCACUUAUACACAUGUCCUACCACAGUCCAAUGGCAUAUGGAUGUUCAAAAUGCAAAGCAUAACAAUAAGUCCUAAAUUUGUUCUUUGUCAGUCUGGAUGCAAUGUGUAUAUGGACACGGGUUCUAAUUUGAUUUCAGGCCCGUCUGCUGAAAUCGAAAGUAUUAACCAAUACAUAGGAGCUCAAGUAUUUUUCCUUAAUCGUUACACCGUUAAAUGUGGCCGUGUAGAUCAACUUCCGAAAGUAACAUUCACUAUAGGAGGCAAGAAAUUUACGCUUAAAGGACCAGAUUACGUACAAGAGGUCAAUUUUGGACCUGUUAAAGUAUGUCUGACAGUCUUCAAAAAGACAGAAGAAAGUGACAUGUGGAGUUUAGGAGGUUCCUUUAUAGCAAGUUAUUAUACAACUUUUGAUAUUCAAAACCAACUAAUUGGAUUUGCAACAUCUUUAUGAGUUCACAUAAAAACAAAGUGGAGGUGAAUUUUUACGAUGAAAUUGGAACAAUUGUAUAUAAAGAAUUGCUUAUACAUCAAAACUCAAAACUUUUAUCAAUAUUAUACAAUAUUUACAAAAUGUAUAAUUAAUAAACAUGUUAUAAUAUACAUAUAAAAAAAGACAAUUUUUCAUAUUGACACAUGGGAAAAAGACAAAUGGAUUUCCUAAAACAAAUAAAUAAAAUUAACACAA